Molecule: messenger RNA, 342 nt
Organism: Mesorhabditis spiculigera
Lineage: Eukaryota; Metazoa; Nematoda; Chromadorea; Rhabditida; Rhabditidae
Source: the annotation of a GenBank genome assembly
AUGUUGAUGCUGACCCUGUUCGGCACGGCUUGGAUGGUACUGCGCAUCGCCGGCGAUGCGAGCAGUCUUGCUGCCAGGACACUGUCCGGCCAAGUCGUCAGCUCGUUCAUCUACCUUGUGCUCACCAUCGGCUUCUGCUACUACGCGUCGGCCAACGAUGAGGGGUAUUGGAAGCGGAAGGGCAUCAAGGAGACUGGGGGCUGGCCAACGCCGGCCGGCGGGAAUAAAAGCGGAAAGCCCCCGACUACACCCAGCCCCAAGCCGUCCAGCAAGUCGACUAACAGCCAGGCCCAGGCCCCCAAUAAGGACGUCGUCGCGACGCCGACCAUCGUGGCGGCGAUU